Messenger RNA from Rotaria sp. Silwood2, 3157 nucleotides. The record is from the annotation of a GenBank genome assembly. Lineage: Eukaryota; Metazoa; Rotifera; Eurotatoria; Philodinida; Philodinidae.
GAAUUUCUCUUUAUUAGUUUAGUGAUUUGUUAUUUUUGCAAGAUUCAUCAUUGAACUUUUCCAUGAGUAGCAGCAGAUCUAGGAUUUUAGUGAAUGAGCCAAUCAUAAUUACAAAAUGUGUUUUCAUGUCGAAUUAAAAGUAGUAUCGACUCAUUUGCAGAUGUUUGCUACUGACAAGAGAACUCAUUCGAUUGAUAAGAUCAUAUUUUUCUCAUAGAUUGGACUCAUAAUUUAGAUAAAAAUUCGGAAACGAUUCAUAUCAUUAGGCCUUUUUUCUCGAGUUAUCGCCAUUUUACUGAACGUUCAGUCUAUUGUAGAAUAUCACGAAAAAACUGCAACAAGGAAGUUUCGGUCGGAAAUUCUUGCUAUUUUAGAAGAGAAACAUCUGUUUGAAUUGAAAUUUUCAGCGUAUCAUAAAGAUUAUGAGAGAUAUUGGAUUAGAAGAAUUUCAGGUCAAAAACUUCACAUUGCGAUGUUUUCGUGAUAUUCUACAAUAGACUGAAAGUUCGGAAAAAUGUUGGUAACCCGAGAAAAAAGGCCUAAGGACACGAACUUUUUCAGAAUUUUUAUCUACACUAUGAGUUCUACCUAUGAGAAAAUUUGGAUCUUGAACGAAGACAAUCAAUCGGGUGGGUUUUCUCAUGAGAAAAAUCAAGGAUAGUUCGAAAAGAAGAGGGAAGUCGCUUCUUGUACUACUUCUAAAUAAGUCACUGCCUUUCUCUUUCAUACAUUAUGCUAUAUGACAAACGAUGGUCCUUAUAAUUAAUUAUAUUCAUUGAAAUUUCUAUAUCGAUUGCACAUUGUUAUACCUAGCGAUUUUAAAAAUGUCAUUUUCGAUGAUAAAAUAUCCAUAAAAAUUAAUUUUUUUCAAAGUUAUUGAUGAAAACAAAUAUUUUCAUAAAUUUAAUUCCAUGAUUUUGAUAGAAAAUCGAAUUCAUAACAUUAGCUUGAUUAAAAUGUCUGUUUGAAGUCAUCUCCUCGUCUGAAAAAUCGAAAUUGACAUAGUAGUCCGAGGUUUGAUCUUUCAUAAACGAUAUGAUUUUUCAUUUAACACAUCACUUUUUUUUUUUCAAAAUUUUUUUAUAAUUUCCGUCACCUUCUUCCUGUAAAAAUCUGGAAAUCUUUUUCUCUGUUUAUUUUUUUUCUAAUCGUGCCUAUCACCAUUCUUGAACAAACUUCAUUAUAGUCAUUUGUUUAUUUUUUGUUUGUUUGUUUGAAAGAACAUGUAAAAUUGCACUACUCGCUUUUUGAGCUAAAGUUUUUCUUCAUUAUAUUUAAAAAAUACUUCUAUAAAUAGGUAAUUAUGUUUUGAGAGUUAUUCGAGGUAUUUUAAUUUGUCAUUCUUUUCCUUCGCAUAAAAAGCAUGAAUUUAAAAUGAUGACAUUGCAGUCUGACCUGCUUCUUCAAAUAAAAAAUGUCGAUUCAAUAAAAUGAGGACGCACAGGAAAUUUUGGAUUACCAAAUGAGCUAUUAUUUUAACUUUCUUUGUUGAGUAUACCCCACAACAUCGUUUUAUAGAGAUGAAAAAUUUAUCAUAACCUUUUCACUACAGUCCAAACAUAUCGUAAAAAUUUCAUGUGAUUUGAAUGUAUUUGACUUAAGAGCGACUUUUGACAGAAGGACUUAAAUCAAUGAAAAUGAAAUAGAUCAAUUAAUAUGUCCGUUUUAACUUCUAUGAAUAGAUUCAAGUAUUGAAAGAAAUUAUUUAAACUCUUCUACAAUACAAAAUUUUCACAUAGCUUCAUCUCAACAAACAAAACAAACUUUACCAUAUUUAUACAAUGAAGAGAUUAUUGAUGAUUAUCAAAAGAAAAUAAACAAAAAAGAGAAAAAACGAUCAAAUAAUAUUAAUCAAUGGCAAAGAAAUUAUCAAAAAAACCAAAUUCAAGUCAAUGUGAAAGGCAUUGGAAAUCCAUUAAAAAUUAAUCAAAAUCAUGAAAAUUCACUAAAUCAAAUAGAAAAUUUUCUGACAAGUACUCCUUGUCGUCAUUAUGAACAUGUUAGUGAUCAUAAAAAUAAUCGACAACGAUUAGUCGCCAAUAAUUUCUCCUCUCAUCAAACAAAUAACAAAAUCAAACAUGAUGAAUCAAAUAGUAGAAUUCUUAAAGGAAAAAAACUUAGUGAUAUAAGCCGACAACAACAACAACAACAACUCACUGAAUCAACAUAUCAAUCAAUACCAGUUGGACUUGUCAUGGAACAAAAAAAUCGAACAAUCAAUCGAAAUAAUGAAUUUGAAUCUGAAUAUUCUUCUCGAAAUACUACUCCUCCUUUUCAUUCUCGUCCAACUCAAGUAAUUCGUAUAUCUAAUAUUCAUUAUCAAGCUGAACAAAAGCAACAAUUUAGUCCAAGACAAAACUCACCAACUGAAUAUAUGAAUUAUUUACUUGAAACUACUCGAAUUCAGCCAACCAAUAUCAAUGAUAUUCAACGAAAAAGUGAAAUUAAUAGAUUUAAUAACACAUCAAAAAUGAAUUCAAUAGAAUUUAACAAAACACAACAAAAUUCAAAUAGGCUUUUUGAAGCAAGAUCACCAACAUCUUGGUUAAUUCUAUCUGAUGACCAAAUUAAUCAACAACAAUGUGAUCUUUAUAAAUCAUCAUCAUCAUCAUCAUCAUUUUCACCUGGUCAUGAAUUAAUCGAUCAUCAAUUAACUCGUACUCAUCGAUUGAUUGUCACCGAUGAACAACGACCUCUUCAUGAAAGAUAUGUUAUGCCUAAUGAUAAAUCUCAACAUCCUUCAUUCAUUGAUCAUUCACUUGAAUCGCGUUCUUGUCAAGCAUAUCCAUUUACUAAUGCAUCUGAUUCUGGUAGUAUUAUAAAUGCUGUCGUCACAACCUUGUCGAAUGAACUAACUGAAUCCGACAAUAUGAUCGAUCAACAAAAUUCUUCAUUUUCUUCUUUGGAUCAUUUAUCUCCAAAUGAUGAAUUAUCUUUGCCAUUAGAAAACGUCACAAUGUCAAUGAAAAAAGAUGACAUAUUAAUAAAUUACGAUAGUGAUGAUGGUUGGAGUGAUGAUUCCGCUGAACUUAUUUAUGUUGAUGAUCGUUAUAUAACAGAAAACAAGAAGACUAAUGCUUCUUCUUCGUCUUCGCAUCUAAUUUCAAAACAAUAUUCUUCUCUUCAACCUCAACAAAACAAUGUGUUUCGUCAAUAG